AUGACAACUGCAUACCAUCCGCAAGCCAACGGAAUGGUUGAACGUUUUCAUAGGCAACUCAAAGCAGGAAUUAUGUGUCAUGAAGACAACAAAUGGACGCAACGACUUCCUAUUGUUUUAUUAGGCAUUAGAUCAGCACCCAAAGAAGAUCUACAGGCAAGCUCAACAGAGCUAGUAUAUGGAGAAAGUGUCCGUUUACCAGGAGAAUUUUUCGAAAACCAUAAAGUACAGGAUACCAAUGAUUUCGUAAAACAACUACGCCAGCAUAUCAAGGAAAUUAAACCUACAGCUCCGGUUAAACACGGAGAGAAAAAACCUUUUAUUUUUAAAGACCUAGCAACGUCGCAACAAGUCUUCGUUCGCCAUGACGCGGUAAGAAAACCCUUACAGCCACCAUACGACGGACCAUAUACGGUAAUUGACCGCGCUACAAAAUACUUUACCCUUGAUAUCGCCGGAAAACAUACAAAAAUCUCCAUCGACAGCCUUAAACCAGCAUAUUUAUUAAAAGGUGCAGCAAACAAUAAUACACAACACAACAAGACUAACCUGCAACCAGAAGUACAAGCACAAGGCACUUCAAACGUACCAACGACAACACGUUCCGGUAGAAGAGUAAAAUUUCCAGACUUCUUCGGAAUGCCGUUAGCUCACGAACAUACUUAUUAA
Messenger RNA from Megalopta genalis, 669 nucleotides. NCBI's taxonomy places the organism in Eukaryota, Metazoa, Arthropoda, Insecta, Hymenoptera, Halictidae. The record is from RefSeq and is a predicted model, not a curated record.